This is a messenger RNA of Enhydra lutris kenyoni (northern sea otter), 2135 nucleotides long. Its product is annotated as transmembrane protein 170A. Gene Ontology annotation, biological process: endoplasmic reticulum tubular network organization. The record is from RefSeq and is a predicted model, not a curated record. Gene Ontology annotation, cellular component: endoplasmic reticulum membrane. Bases 100 to 465 code for a protein of 121 amino acids. Lineage: Eukaryota; Metazoa; Chordata; Mammalia; Carnivora; Mustelidae. The transcript is spliced from 3 exons.
GCGGCGGAGGUACGGGUAGCGCUUCGGUCCGUGAGUGCGAGCGAACCUCGGCUGCAAUUUGGACGCUCUCUCCAUCUCUCUGCAGUGAAUGGCGGCGGGAUGGAGCACGAGGGGAGCGGCGGCAGCGGGGGGUCGGCCGGGCUCCUACAGCAGAUCCUCAGCCUGAAGCUUGUGCCACGGGUGGGCAACGGGACCCUGUGCCCCAACUCCACUUCUCUCUGCUCCUUCCCAGAGAUGUGGUAUGGUGUGUUCCUGUGGGCACUGGUGUCCUCUCUCUUCUUCCAUGUCCCUGCUGGAUUACUGGCCCUCUUCACCCUCAGACAUCACAAAUAUGGUGCUGCAAUUGCUGGAGUGUACCGAGCAGCAGGAAAGGAAAUGAUACCAUUUGAAGCCCUCACCUUGGGCACUGGGCAGACAUUUUGUGUAGUGGUGGUCUCCUUCUUACGGAUUUUAGCUACUCUGUAGCAUAUACCCUUAGGCCAUGAUGCUGAACCUAAGUUUGAGAGCCUCCUCACAGAAAGAAUACAUUAUGGAAUGUAGUGUUUUCUUAAUUCUUCAAGUGGAGGGAACUUGGAUGAAGAAGUAUGUGAAAAAUGAAAUAUCUCAGCCCUUUCUUCAGUUGGAAGUUCCAGGAAUUGAAGAUCUUUCUGGACUCCCUAUUGUUCUCAACCAAAACAAAUUAAGUUUCUAAGGGCCCCCCCCCUUUUUUUUUAAUUAAUUGAAGCAGUUUCACAGGUGCACCUUUACCCACCUAGGUCAUCAGUGCUUCUGGGCUGAUCCUUCACACUGAAAUGUACAAUAUUCUGUGAGAAAAUGCAGUGUCGCCUAUGUUAGAGAAACUAUGAAAAAUAGUUUCUCUUUCUGAGCAUACUAUACUAAAAUCUUAUCUAAUCUAACUCGAUUAACAUCUGGCAGACUCUUUUUUUACUGCAUCUUCAUGACAAUAAGUGCCAAGUAGAGCUUUGAGAACAAAUCUGUUGACAUGUAACAGGAAAAAAAAAAUCCUGCAACAGAAGUAGUGGCUUCUGUUCUACUGCUGAAAGAAAAAGAUGAUGUGAUAUUUUCUGGAUAACUAUCUUGACCUCUGAUGAUUUAAUAAUAUUUUAAGAGAUGUGCAUUUGUUGUUUUGUACAUUUUAUCAAAAUAAGCUAACUAAUCGAGACAUUUUCCCCCCCCAGAGUUCCUGUAUCCCUUUUCCCAUCACUUUCAUUCUGUUGAUUUUGUUUAAUUUAAUUGGAAACAUACCCUAUUAAAUAGUUUGAAUUCAAAACUUUAAGCCAGAUAGGUUAGGAUGCUCUCUGGACAUUGAGGUACCAAAAUUUUUUUUUAAACAUUCUGUUAAAGUUUUUCUUGGUGACUUUGGUUGAAAUUGUAGAAAUGCAGCUUAGAGGUGGUGGUUAUUCAUUUCUUAGUCUUAGUGUGGUCACCACUCUUAACAGUAUUGGGUGUCACUCCCAGAAAGUGCCUAAAGUUUAAUUUCCACUUUACGUUUCCCUUCAAGAGAAUAUAUAUCUUUCUAGAGAAUUAAACAUCGAGUUUUUUAAACCCAGUUUUAGCUAUCUUAAUUUUUCUCCUACUGCCUCACUUUCCUUUUCAUUAAAAGGCCUGAAAACUGUGACCUUCAAAAGAGAAAGGAUUGCAAAAUUUAAGUGUCUCGCUUGAUCCUUACCGCCUCAGCUGUGUUGAAUGGAAUAUAGUCACUGAUCUCUGUGUUCAGAAUAGUUUCUGAUCAUUAAAUCUGAUGUUUUUAAAGGAAAGUUUUCAUUGUGACAGUAAGGCUAACAGCCCAUGAGGUUACGUACACACAAACAUAUCAAUUCCAUUUAAAGCAAUAUGCCCUCUGGCUUCUGAUUAAAAAUUGCCAGAGGGACCAACUUACGGGGGGACGGCAAAGAGGAAGAAUUACAAAGAGAUCCCAGAAAUCAAUUGGCCAUUUUCUUUUAACUAAGAGGCCGUUAGACCACUGAUCAAAAUUAGAGUGACAUAUGCUCAGACUAGGUAGAAAGUUAAAAGUAGACUUGGAAUGCCAGCAGAUGUUUUUACUAAUUCCCCAACAAGUUUUUCUCCAGUGUGGAAAUCCUUCUUUCAAGCAAAUAUUAAGUCUUUUAAGAUUUUUUUUUUUUAAGAUUUUAUUU